Messenger RNA from Notothenia coriiceps (black rockcod), 404 nucleotides. Its product is annotated as endophilin-B2-like. The annotation marks the transcript as partial. The record is from RefSeq and is a predicted model, not a curated record. The transcript is spliced from 5 exons. Gene Ontology annotation, molecular function: protein binding. Lineage: Eukaryota; Metazoa; Chordata; Actinopteri; Perciformes; Nototheniidae. Gene Ontology annotation, cellular component: cytoplasm.
GCAGCACCCUAAUCACAGUGGGGGAGUACCAGAAGAGACUCGGCGGGGCUGAGCGUGAGCUCCUCCAAACCUCAGCUGCCACCUUCCUCACUCCUCUACGCAACUUCCUGGAAGGAGACUGGAGGACUAUAUCAAAAGAGAGGCGACUAAUGGAGAAUCGGCGACUGGAUCUCGACAUCUGCAAAGCACGCCUGAAAAAAGCCAAGCAGGCAGAAGCCAAAGCAGCGGCUGCAACUGCUUUUCAGGAGACCAGGCCUCGCAAUUGUGUUCUUUCUGCCAGUGCAUCAGCGCUGCUGAGUGAGGAAGUGGACAAAGCGGAGCACGAUCUGCGUGUGGCGCAGACGGAGUUCGACCGGCAGGCUGAGGUCACCCGGCUGCUGCUGGAGGGAAUCAGCAGCACACAU